GGGCGCUAGGGCUUAAGUCGUAUUUGUAUUGGCAGCUUAACCCCUCCGUAAACCCUAGUAUAGCUGGAAAGAAGCAGUUGCUUUGCCGCUCUGAAUCGAAAUUCCUCAGUUCAGUCGCUGCCGUCGUCUCGUCGUUUUACUCCAGAAGAAUGAGGAAGAAAGUGGACGAGCGAAUCAGAACUUUAAUUGAAAAUGGCGUCAGAACAAGGCAUAGGUCUAUGUUCAUCAUCAUUGGCGACAAGUCCCGUGACCAGAUUGUAAAUCUACACUACAUGCUUAGCAAGGCACAGAUUAAGUCCAGGCCAACUGUGUUAUGGUGUUACAAGGACAAGCUUGAACUAAGCAGUCACAAGAAAAAGCGUAGCAAACAGAUUAAAAAAUUGGUGCAGAGGGGUCUCUAUGAUCCGGAGAAAGGUGAUUCGUUUGAAUUGUUUGUGGCAAGUGGGGGAUUAACUUAUUGUUUAUACAAGGAUUCAGAAAGAGUUCUUGGCAAUACCUUUGGCAUGUGCGUGCUUCAGGAUUUUGAGGCGUUGACACCUAAUCUCCUAGCAAGAACAAUAGAGACAGUGGAGGGAGGAGGGCUGGUUGUUUUGCUGCUUCGUUCUCUAUCCUCGCUGACCAGACUGUACACCAUGGUGAUGGAUGUCCAUGAUAGAUUUCGAACUGAAUCCCAUUCCGAGGCUGCUGGGCGCUUUAAUGAACGGUUCUUAUUAUCACUUGCUUCUUGCAAGGCAUGUGUGGUCAUGGAUGAUGAACUGAAUAUAUUACCAAUUUCAUCUCACAUAAGGUCUAUUACCCCAGUUCCUGUUAAAGAGGACUCUGACGAACUCUCAGAAGCAGAACAGGACCUGAAGAACCUUAAAGAACAACUAAAUGAAGAUUUCCCUGUAGGGCCAUUGAUUAAGAAGUGUUGCACAUUGGACCAGGGAAAAGCUGUCGUGACAUUUCUGGAUGCAAUUUUGGACAAGACACUUCGUAGUACUGUUGCAUUAUUGGCUGCUCGUGGUCGUGGGAAAUCAGCUGCUCUUGGUUUAUCAGUUGCUGGAGCUAUAGCUGUUGGGUAUUCAAAUAUCUUUGUGACUGCACCCAGCCCUGAGAAUUUGAAAACCUUGUUUGACUUUAUAUGCGAAGGUUUUGAUGCUCUUGACUACAAGGAACAUAUUGAUUUUGAUGUGGUGAAAAGUGCGAAUCCUGAGUUCAAGAAAGCUACUGUAAGGAUCAAUAUUUACAAGCACCACAGACAGACAAUUCAGUAUAUACUGCCACAUGAGCAUGAAAAGCUUUCACAAGUUGAACUGUUGGUUGUUGAUGAAGCAGCUGCUAUUCCACUGCCAGUGGUGAAGUCUUUGCUGGGCCCAUAUCUGGUCUUCCUGUCUUCUACUGUUAAUGGUUAUGAAGGCACUGGACGCUCUUUAUCACUAAAACUUUUGCAGCAGUUGGAAGAGCAAAGCCAUGUGUCUGCUAAGAGCACAAAGGACACUGGUCGUCUGUUUAAGAAAAUAGAAUUGAGUGAAUCUAUCAGAUAUGCUUCUGGGGAUCCUGUUGAAAGCUGGCUUAACUCUCUACUUUGCUUAGAUGUUUCAAACGCCAUCCCUAAUAUUAGCAGGUUACCUCCACCCAGUGAGUGCGAUUUAUACUAUGUUAAUCGGGAUACGCUCUUCUCCUAUCACAGAGAUAGUGAAUUAUUUUUGCAGCGAAUGAUGGCCUUAUAUGUUGCAUCUCAUUACAAGAAUUCUCCAAAUGAUUUGCAAUUGAUGGCGGAUGCUCCAGCACACCACUUAUUUGUACUGCUUGGACCUGUUGAUGAAUCAAAGAAUCAACUUCCUGAUAUUUUGUGCGUCAUCCAGGUUUCCCUUGAGGGGCAGAUUUCUCGUAAGUCAGCAAUCCAAAGUUUGACUGAUGGUCAUCAACCUUUUGGAGAUCAAAUUCCAUGGAAAUUCUGUGAGCAAUUCCGAGAUACAGUUUUUCCCUCACUUUCAGGUGCUCGUAUUGUACGCAUAGCGGCACACCCAAGUGCCAUGAGGCUUGGAUAUGGUUCACAAGCAGUUGAACUUUUAAUUCGCUACUAUGAAGGACAAAUUACUCGUAUUUCUGAGAUUAAUGUUGAAGAUAAAGUACAGGCUCCACGACUUAGAGUUACAGAAGCUGCAGAGAAAGUUUCACUACUUGAAGAAAAUAUAAAACCUAGAACAGAUCUUCCUCAUUUGCUAGUACAUCUGCGUGAAAGGCAGCCAGAGAAGCUCCAUUACAUUGGUGUCUCCUUUGGGCUAACUUUGGACCUUUUACGCUUUUGGAGGAAACAUAAAUUUGCUCCUUUCUACAUUGGCCAGAUUCCAAAUACUGUGACUGGUGAGCAUACAUGCAUGAUCCUGAAACCCCUAAACAAUGAUGAAAUUGAAGCUGAUGGAUCAAAUCAGCUGGGCUUUUUUAGUCCAUUUUACCAAGAUUUUAGACAACGAUUUGCUAAACUUCUUGCUUCCACUUUUCGUGGCAUGGAAUACAAGCUUGCUUUGAGCAUAAUAGAUCCCAAAAUCAAUUUCAAGUGCCAAGACCCUACGGAGACCUCGUCUGAUAAAUGUCUGCAGUCGGUCAGAGGUUAUUUAUCCCCACAUGAUAUGAAGCGAUUAGAGGCAUAUGUUGACAACCUGGCUGACUUUCAUCUGAUUUUAGAUUUGGUUCCAACCCUUGCACAUCUGUACUUCCAAGAAAAGCUCCCAGUUACAUUGUCGUAUGCUCAAGCUUCUGUGUUACUCUGCAUUGGUCUGCAGAAUCAGAACAUUUCAUACAUUGAGGGACAAACGAAUUUGGAAAGGCAAACAAUAUUGUCUCUAUUUAUAAAGGUUAUGAAGAAGUUCUACAAAUAUCUAGAUGGCCUUGCAUCCAAGGAGAUUCAAUCAACCUUGCCAAGACUGAGAGAAAUUGUCAUGGAACCUCAUAGUGUCGCUCUGGAGGAAGAUCUCAAUAGUGCAGCUAAACAAGUUGAGGAUGACAUGAAAUCAAAAGCAGAAGCACCCUUUACUCCCGAAUUGCUCCAGCAGUAUGCCAUUGAAGAUGGAGAAUCUGGUUUUGAGACUGUUUUACAAAAUAAUGGUGGAAAAAUACCCACAGGUGGUCUUAUUAGCGUGAAAUCCAGCAAAGUGCUGCAUGAAAAGGAGAAGGGAAGCCAUAAGAGUGACAAAAAGCGGAGUAAAGAUAACCACAACCAUAAAUCAAGCAAAAGGAAAACAUUGUUGGAUUGACCAUGGGAAGAACCACCCAAGAUAAAACUAUGAUUAUUUCAGGGAUUGUUGGUCCUUGAGUCAGAACAGCAAUAUAAGAGCAAAGUGAACGGCCAAAUUGAAGGGGAUCGGAAUCCACCGACAAGAAGCUCGGUUCAUAUUCUUCAUAAAUUUCAAGUGCAGGAUUCUGUAUUAUUGCUGCUAUACUUUAAUUUAUUUUGUUUUUAUUUUUUUUAAUGGGAAUUAGUGGGCAACAUUAGUAUAAAUGAGACGGCUGCAGAGAAAUAUGUCAAUAUGAUAUAAUUUUACCAGCCUUUUUUGGCGGCUUAAACGGAUAGUAUAUAUAUGCGUUUUUCCAGGAAAACAUAUAUUGUAAGAGACUGAUCUGACGGUCUUGUGAUCAAUGAUACGAUACUAGUGAGGUGUUGCGCCUGACAUUAA
Glycine soja is the source of this 3659-nucleotide messenger RNA. Its product is annotated as RNA cytidine acetyltransferase 1-like. The coding region runs from base 150 to 3239 and encodes 1029 amino acids. Gene Ontology annotation, biological process: rRNA acetylation involved in maturation of SSU-rRNA. NCBI's taxonomy places the organism in Eukaryota, Viridiplantae, Streptophyta, Magnoliopsida, Fabales, Fabaceae. The record is from RefSeq and is a predicted model, not a curated record. Gene Ontology annotation, molecular function: ATP binding; 18S rRNA cytidine N-acetyltransferase activity; tRNA binding. Gene Ontology annotation, cellular component: nucleolus; 90S preribosome. The transcript is spliced from 27 exons.